AUGAAAACAUGAUGUUUUAUUGGUUAUCUGUAUUAACUAACUUUAUUGAUUUAUUGUUUAACUAAUUUGUAAUGUAAAUAUGAUUUAAAUUAAUACAUUGCUUUUAAAAUGACUGAAUCUAGUGAAAAGUUGGAGAUUGAUUCUAGGGACAACAUACAAGUCGAAUUUGCUGAUGCAUGUACUCUACCAAAACCUUCUGACGAACAAGAAAGUUUCCUCAUUGAAAAAUCACAAGAAGCACCUGUUUCUACUUCAAACCUUGAUGAGGUAAAAGCUGAGGAAAAUAAUAAAAAAUAUAACGAAAAAAAUGUACGCUAUGAAGGCGAUAUUGCAAUAUAUACGGACUUAGAAUCCGGAUAUGAAUAUCAAUGGGAUACAGACAAGAAUGAAUGGGUGCCUCGUAGUAACGUAACUUACGAAUACGAAGACGACACUCACGUUUACACUGAUAAAGAUGGCACUAAGUUUUUUUGGGACAGAGAGAAGAAUGCUUGGUUUCCAAAAGUUGAUGAUGAUUUUAUGGCACAUUAUCAAAUGAAUUAUGGGUUUAAUAAUCAAACCGACACAGAAUCAAAAACUGUAGAUUCCAAACUUUUAGAUGCCCCUCCACCUACUGAAUCAAAAAUUAAGGGGGAAAAAAGGAAAGCUUCAGAACCAACUUGGUUUGAGGUAGAUGAGAGCCAGAAUACUAACGUGUAUGUCUCAAAUUUACCUUUAGAUAUUGAAGAACAGGAGUUUAUUGAUUUGAUGCAAAAAUGUGGCUUGGUGAUGAGAGAUCCAGUCACAGGUAAAUUCAAGAUUAAAUUGUAUAAAGAAACAAACACCGAAAACUUGAAAGGGGACGCCCUUUGUACUUACAUAAAAAUAGAAUCUGUAGAUCUGGCUUUAAGUGUGUUAGAUGGUUAUAAUUAUAAGGGACGCAAAAUUAAAGUGGAGCGUGCUAAAUUUCAGUUAAAAGGUGAAUAUGAUCCGAAAUUAAAACCAAAAAUGAAGAAAAAGAAAGAAAAAUUAAAACUAAAAAAACAACAGGAGAAAUUAUUCGAUUGGAGACCCGAAAAGAAAAUAGGUGAUAGAGCAAAACAUGAGAGAGUAGUGAUAAUCAAGAAUCUUUUUGAACCUUCUCUGUUUGACCAAGAUGUUGGUCUCAUUUUAGAAUUUCAGCAAGAUUUGAGAGAGGAAGCUGGCAAAAUAGGGGAAGUGAGAAAAGUAGUCAUAUAUGACAGACAUCCUGAGGGAGUAGCGCAAAUAUCAAUGGCCCAGCCAGAAGAGGCUGAUCAAGUGGUGGUGAUGUUAAAUGGAAGAUGGUUUAUGAAAAGGCAACUGACAGCAGAAAUAUGGGAUGGAAAAACUAAGUUUAAAAUUGCCGAAACAGAUUCGCAAAUAAGUCAAAGGCUAGAUGGCUGGGAUAAAUAUUUAGAAGGGGAUGAAAAAAAAAGUGUAAUUAUUGUAAAAAAAACAUUAAAAUAAACAAAAGUAUUAUAUU
This is a messenger RNA of Sitophilus oryzae (rice weevil), 1483 nucleotides long. Its product is annotated as HIV Tat-specific factor 1-like. Lineage: Eukaryota; Metazoa; Arthropoda; Insecta; Coleoptera; Curculionidae. The transcript has a single exon. Gene Ontology annotation, biological process: mRNA splicing, via spliceosome. Bases 109 to 1467 code for a protein of 452 amino acids. The record is from RefSeq and is a predicted model, not a curated record. Gene Ontology annotation, molecular function: RNA binding. Gene Ontology annotation, cellular component: U2 snRNP; U2-type spliceosomal complex.